CUUCCCCUCCGGCCCGGGCCGUCGCCAUUGCCGAAGGCUCCCUGCCCUCCCCUGCCGGCGCCCGCGGGGCUCGGCUGCCGCUCGGCCUAGCGGUAGCAGCGGCUGCGCUCCAGCGCGGCUUGUCUUCCCGCCCCGCUUCCCCUUCCGUCCCCGCCUGCCCCGCGCCGCGCGCUUGCCCGGGGCGGCUCCGGAGCCCGCCGGGAGCUCGGACCGAGGCGCCUAGCUGGGGCGGGGACCUUUCCUCGCCUGGGGCCGUAUCAUAAUUCCAAAUCAUGUCUGAUAACGGAGAACUGGAAGACAAGCCUCCAGCACCUCCUGUGCGAAUGAGCAGUACCAUUUUCAGCACCGGAGGCAAAGACCCUUUGUCAGCCAAUCACAGUUUGAAACCAUUGCCCUCUGUUCCAGAAGAAAAAAAGCCCAGGAAUAAAAUCAUCUCUAUAUUCUCAGGCACGGAGAAAGGAAGUAAGAAGAAGGAAAAAGAACGGCCAGAAAUUUCUCCUCCAUCUGAUUUUGAGCAUACCAUUCAUGUUGGCUUUGAUGCGGUUACUGGAGAAUUCACUGGCAUGCCAGAACAGUGGGCUCGAUUAUUACAGACCUCUAACAUUACCAAACUAGAGCAAAAGAAGAAUCCUCAGGCUGUGCUGGAUGUCUUAAAGUUCUAUGACUCCAACACGGUGAAGCAGAAAUAUCUGAGCUUUACUCCUCCUGAGAAAGAUGGCUUCCCUUCUGGAACACCAGCACUGAGUACCAAGGGAUCAGAAACUUCUGCAGUAGUAACAGAGGAAGAUGAUGACGAUGAAGAGGCUGCUCCUCCUGUUAUUGCCCCACGACCGGAUCAUACAAAAUCAAUUUAUACACGGUCUGUAAUUGACCCUAUUCCUGCACCAGUUGGUGAUUCUAAUGUUGAUAGCGGUGCCAAGUCUUCUGACAAACAGAAAAAGAAGACCAAAAUGACAGAUGAAGAGAUUAUGGAGAAACUAAGAACUAUUGUGAGCAUAGGUGACCCUAAGAAAAAAUACACAAGAUAUGAAAAAAUUGGGCAAGGGGCUUCUGGUACAGUUUUCACUGCUACUGAUGUGGCAUUGGGACAGGAGGUUGCUAUCAAACAGAUUAAUUUACAGAAACAGCCAAAGAAGGAAUUAAUCAUUAAUGAGAUUCUGGUGAUGAAAGAAUUAAAGAAUCCCAACAUAGUUAACUUCUUGGACAGUUACCUGAUGGGAGAUGAACUGUUUGUGGUAAUGGAGUACCUAGCUGGGGGAUCACUUACUGAUGUUGUGACAGAGACCUGCAUGGAUGAAGCACAGAUCGCCGCUGUCUGCAGAGAGUGUUUACAGGCAUUGGAGUUUUUACAUGCUAAUCAAGUGAUCCACAGAGACAUCAAAAGUGACAACGUGCUUUUGGGGAUGGAAGGAUCCGUUAAACUUACCGACUUUGGGUUCUGCGCCCAGAUCACCCCUGAGCAGAGCAAGAGAAGUACCAUGGUUGGAACGCCAUACUGGAUGGCACCAGAGGUGGUUACACGGAAAGCUUACGGCCCUAAAGUGGACAUAUGGUCUCUGGGUAUCAUGGCUAUUGAGAUGGUAGAAGGAGAGCCUCCAUACCUCAAUGAAAAUCCCUUGAGGGCUUUGUACCUGAUAGCAACUAAUGGAACUCCAGAACUUCAGAAUCCAGAGAAACUUUCCCCAAUAUUUCGGGAUUUCUUAAACCGUUGUUUGGAGAUGGAUGUGGAGAAAAGGGGUUCGGCCAAAGAAUUGUUACAGCAUCCCUUCCUGAAACUGGCCAAGCCCUUGUCCAGUCUGACACCACUGAUCAUGGCAGCUAAAGAAGCAAUGAAGAGUAACCGUUAACAUCAUUGUCGUGGCCUCGUGUUCUUUCUUCCAUUUUCUAAAAGAAAUCUUUUAAUAUAUGAAAAUGAUUACUCUUUUGGGGUUUAAAGAAAUGGUCUGCAUAACAUGGAGGAAAAAGCAAACUACUACUUCCUGAAGACAGCCAAGAGAAAAUUGCAAAACAGAAUGACAGCCUUCUAUUGACUCCCUUCUUUAUAGGGUCCAAAAGGAAUUGCAGACUGAAUCACUAGCCUUAACUUCUUUCAGCAGACAGCCCAUCAGGGCCAUUUUAUAGUGUUUGAGAUUUGCAUUUUAUUUUGCUGACUUCAUCAUAAUAGAUCCCAUUCAUUGUCCCUUUUGGGGAGUAUUUUCAAUACUUGAAUGGCAGAUUCGAGUUUUUCAGAGUAUUUGUUUCAUCUGCUGGUCAUCUUUUCUCUCUUCUUCAUAGCCUUCUUUUUCCUUGCCUUGCUCCUUUGAGUUGCUUUGAGAAAUUUUUCUUGUGCCUAAAUUGAAGACAGAUGUAAUAAAAACUAUGUAGCUCCUUAUAUUGGCAAAGGAGCUCAAAAUCGGUUAGCUAUGUAUAGAAGUUAGGGCCAGCUUUUACUACCUGUAGUAUUUCAGUUCAUAAUUUGAACUGAAGGAAGGGAAGAAAAAUACGUGAUUUUUACCUUUUUAAACAAAUGUGAAAGAGUCAAUUUUAGAAAUUUCCUGGUAGUGAGUUGUUUGGCAUUUGUUACAUGUAUAGAGAGACUAAUAAUCUAUAUUUAUAACUAAAUCAUUGAGACAGAAAAAGAAUCCCAUUCAUUAUGCAUCCUUACAAUUUUGUUUCUUUUCUGACUGUGUCCUCUCCAGAUUGGGCUUCAGGAACCAAAGUGAUUUUUUCUUUCUUGUCCAAAUUGGGCUUUGUGACUGGUUGCUACCGCUACUUUGCCCUUUCUCCUUUUACCUUCAUUUUGGAAAUAAGUUUCUGUAUAUGUUGUAAUUUUAGUUAGUUUGUUUUUUAAUUAACCCUCUCUCACCCCUCCUCCUCUGGUAAAUAAUAUAAUAACCAUUGAAUUUUCAGAAUUUAAAAGUUAAGUUUUUUCCAUUUAAAGGAGAAAAAUACUUGGAGCUAGCAGAAACAAAGUGAGAGGCUAGAACUUCAGUGAGCUCUAAAAUAAUUAGAUAAGAUUAUAUUCAUGAAAGAGAAAUGACGGUUACAUAGAGAUGCAGCUUCUGACCAGUAAAUUGUAGAGAUUUGUUAUAAACAUUGUUUCCGGCCCAUAACCAAGAUUUUACUAUGUAUGAGAACUUAAGUCACUUAAGUACUUGAUAAAUUCGUGGAUUAUUUGAGAUGUUGAGUUACUUUAGAUUUUUUUCAAAAAUAAGUGUGUAAAAAAACUGGAGAAGAAAAAUGAAAUGUGCUUGUUAAUAGCAAUACUUUUUUUAUUUUAAAAAUUUGAAGAGGGUCUGUGACCUGUAGCAUUAGUUAUGAGAGUAUCCUUUCUUCUCCACCCCCCCCCCUGGUCUCUUUUCUCUCCUUAUAUUUUGUUAUUCUGCUUGUGGAAGCGGUGUCAUCCCUUCUGACAUGCCACAAGCCGCAUAAAAGAAAAAAAAUCUGGUUUGGUUCAGACGGUUUGUUCCCCACUACCACUUAUCAUUAACUUCACACCUAUUUGCCAUCCUGCAGUAGUACAGGUCAUGAAUAAAAAUAAUUUUGAUAUUUUGGAAACAUUAGGGGAACGAAUAGUGUUUUAUUUCCUAUCUUUUUCAUCACAUCUGUGUUAAGAUAUAAGGAUAGCAGUGGCUGUUUUUUAUUGAUAAUGCAAGAAGGUUUUCAUAAGACUGAGUAAAAUAGUGAAACUUGUAUCUAGAGCACUUAAUGGUCUCUAUUUUCAGUUUGAUUCUGGAUUUCAUUUUUCUCUGGAUUAUUUUGGCCACUUGCAGCUAUUACUAAAUUACAGAAACAGGCUGGUGUAUUUCUGAUGAAAAUCUGCAGUGCCUCUUGAGUUUCCGAUUUGAACAUUCUAUGUCAGUAGUUGUUUGGAUGGAUUACGAUAAAGAAGAUGCUACCAAUGAAAUAGAAAACCAACUAGAUGCUAAGACUGAUCGUCAUGAUCAACUCUAGAAGGCCCUUCCCUACCUAUGUCAUAAAGACCAUGUUCUUUGAAUACAGUGCCAAUGCCCCAUUUUUAUGCCUGUGACUCAACAAAGGUCUUUUCAGUUUAUAGAAGCAGUUUGGGAUUUGUAUUUACAACAACUUUGAGGGUUACCUGCACGUCCAUUGCUGGCAACGGACUUUGUCAUUAAAACCUGACUCCUAGGUUAAGGGAGCUACACUGUGGUUUAUUCUUUACUUACUUGGAUAAACUAACUUGUAAUAGCAAUGUACUUUGGUUAAUUCUGAAAUGUGUCAUUUUCGAACAAAAUAAUCCUAAAGGCAAUAUGGAAUUGUGAUUUAUUAGUUAAUUUUAAAUUAAAAUGUUCAGAUCUUGUUGAAAGAAAAA
Molecule: messenger RNA, 4312 nt
Organism: Lutra lutra (Eurasian river otter)
Lineage: Eukaryota; Metazoa; Chordata; Mammalia; Carnivora; Mustelidae
Product: serine/threonine-protein kinase PAK 2
Exons: 1
Coding region: 273-1847 (524 amino acids)
Biological process (GO): regulation of MAPK cascade; regulation of axonogenesis; protein phosphorylation
Cellular component (GO): cytoplasm
Molecular function (GO): ATP binding; protein serine/threonine kinase activity
Source: RefSeq, a predicted model, not a curated record